Messenger RNA from Nylanderia fulva, 1248 nucleotides. Lineage: Eukaryota; Metazoa; Arthropoda; Insecta; Hymenoptera; Formicidae. The record is from RefSeq and is a predicted model, not a curated record.
AUGCUGCACGUUGACUCGGCUUCUUCCUCAACUGCAUCCGCUGUCUCUCAAAAAAACGAAACCUCGUCGAGUGUGUCAUCAGACUCCAUCGCGAUUACUUCGGCCACGGCAUUAUGCUCCCAGCUAACAGGCGUCGCGCUCCCGCAAAUGUUACUCGCGACGGCCCGCGUCACCGUCGGUGCACCGUCGGGUCGGACUCUCACCGUGCGAGCGCUUCUCGAUCAAGGCUCGGAGAUCACCUUCAUCACGGAGCGUCUCGCACAAACUCUCAGAAUGCGUCGCAUUCGCCAACCGCUCUCGAUUUCCGCCGUCGGCGGAAUGAACGCCGGAACUUGUCAAUUCGCCGCUAAGAUUCGGAUCGCUCCGAUCAAUCAAGCUGCUCCCGUGUUCACGACAACCGCGUCGAUUCUCAGAUCUCUCACAAAAUAUUCGCCUUACAAGGCGAAUUCCAACUAUGAUUGGAGCUAUCUAAGCGAUCUCAAUCUGGCCGAUCCGAAUCCAACAAGCGCUGACCCGAUCGAAAUCCUGAUCGGAGCAGACUUAUAUGGCGAAUUGCUGCUUAGCGGCGUUCGUAAAGGCGCCCCUGGGCAGCCAAUUGCGCAGCAAACCAUUUUCGGCUGGGUUUUGUCGGGGCCCAUGUCCGAGCUGUCGACGCAAUCGCGAGCGAUCACCGUUCAGCAUUGCGCGAAUUCGGAGGCUCUAGAUCAGGAGCUCAGACGAUUCUGGGAAAUCGAAGAAACUCCUCGACAGGCUCUCCUCAGCCCUGAAGAGCAGCAAUGUGAGGAGCAUUUCACAGCCACGCAUUCGCGCGGUGCUGACGGUCGAUACACAGUGCGCCUUCCGUUUAAGAACGGUCCGCCGAUCGACAUCGGCGAUUCGCGCCACACGGCUGAACGCUUCCUGCGAGGAUUGCAUCGUCGCUUCCUUCUACAUUCCGACCUUCGUGCGGCCUACGCCGAAUUUAUGCACGACUACGAAUCAUUAGGACAUAUGAACGAAGUGAAGAGCGAUCAAGUUGCCUCGCAGGAAGUGUAUCUCCCUCAUCAUCCUGUCAUUCGCGACAGCAGCGUUACGACAAGAUUGCGAGUCGUAUUUAACGCGUCGAGUCUGACGACCAAUUCAACGUCGUUGAAUAAUCACUUGCUCACCGGGCCAAAGUUACAAGCGGACUUAUCGGCUGUCAUUCUGCGCUGGCGACAGUUCCGCUACGUUUAUGCUGCCGAUAUAACAAAAAUGUAUCGCCAAUAG